Molecule: messenger RNA, 1378 nt
Organism: Lutzomyia longipalpis
Lineage: Eukaryota; Metazoa; Arthropoda; Insecta; Diptera; Psychodidae
Gene: BI-1
Product: bax inhibitor 1
Exons: 2
Coding region: 366-1082 (238 amino acids)
Biological process (GO): negative regulation of RNA splicing; negative regulation of endoribonuclease activity; negative regulation of apoptotic signaling pathway
Cellular component (GO): mitochondrial membrane
Molecular function (GO): enzyme binding
Source: RefSeq, a predicted model, not a curated record
UGUAAUAAAACAAAUUUUCCCAUAAAAUAAAGAAAAUAAUCGAAAUAAGAAAAAUUCUUUUUAUGACAAAUGCAGAUCAUUGGUGGAUUGUCCUAAGAAAUCUCUGGUGAACUUCCAAGGAGAUUCGCUACUGGGUCUGGGAUUGCGUAGAAUUUCAACAGCAAUUUUAUCUGGAAUUUUCUUCAUUGUGAAAUUAAAAGUGAUCGCGAGUGAAAAUCAUCAAUUCUAGCUGUGUAUUAGUUGAGAUAAUCGAGGCCACAAGUGUUUUGCUUUAUCAUCAAGUGGAAGAAGUUUUUAGCUAAAGAGAAUUUUCGUGGAAAAAGGUCAAGAAAGGAAGUGAAAAGCAGUGAAAAAGGUCAACAAAGAUGUCGCAGUCGUUUUCUUUUCAAUCUUUCGCUCAGAAUAUGAGCAUGAAAAUAGAAGCCCCCGUGCGCACCCAUCUGGCAAAGGUGUACUCCUGCCUGGCGGCCACGACAGCAGUUGCUGCAGUUGGGGCCUUCGUGCACCUCCGGGAGAUCUGGCAGGCGGGUAUUAUGAGCGCCCUGGUGUCCCUUGGGCUCGUCCUGGCCCUCCACUUUGUCCCCUACAACGGGAAGAACCUCCAAAUGCGCCUGGCCAUGCUGAUGGGCUUCGGAUUCUUCACGGGAAAUUCCAUGGGGCCACUGCUGGACCACGUCAUCCUCCUAAAUCCCCAAAUCAUCGUGACAGCUCUUGUGGGCACGUGCGUGGUGUUUGUCAGCUUCACAUUGGCAGCUUUGCUUGCCCACCGGGGGCAGUACCUCUUCCUCGGUGGCAUCCUCAUUAGCAUUCUCAGCUACAUGGGGCUCUUUAGUCUCCUCAAUCUCUUCAUGCGCUCCCCCCUUGUCUACCAGGGGCAACUCUACAUUGGACUCGGCGUCAUGUCAGCCUUCAUUCUCUACGACACCCAGGCAAUCAUGGAGAAAUGCCGCAUGGGCAGCAAAGACAUCGUUGGACACUCCCUGGAUCUCUUCUUUGAUCUCGUCAGCAUUUUCCGUCGUCUCCUCGUCAUCCUGUCACAGAAGGAGCAACGUGAUCAGCAGAAUCGCCGGAAGCGCAACUAAGCGCCCCCCCCCACCCCUCAACACCUCACCCAAAUGUGAGUAAAACAAAAAAAAGUAAUAAUUUCAUGGGUUUGUUGUGCAAGAUAAAUGUGAAAAAAAUAAAUUUAAAAGAAAAUAAGUCGAUUUGGGGACUUUUCUGGGCAUUAGAGGAAGAAGAAGGAAAUUAAGCAAAGAAAUGCCCAUAUUUUAAAAUAUUAUUAUUGAUAUAAAAAAAAAACAUAAAUAAGAUUGAUAAAUUCAAAGAUACAAUGAAAUGUGGUGUUAUUAUUAAUUCAAUAAAUCAAUACUUGUGUAUA